AUGGGUGCAUUACGUGACUGGAAUCGUAGUCUUCAAUAUGUAAAUUUAAUAAAACAAUCACGUCAGUGGGGUAGUCCAUCUACACCUUGGGAUGGGAAUGCUACAUUGAAUCCAAUAACUGGAUGGCCAGUAAAUGACUUUGGUGUAAUUAUUGCUACAAAUAAUCUUGAUAUGGGGGGAAAAUAUUUCUUCUAUGCGAAAGGUAAUGCAAGUAUUUCAACCAUUGAUAGCCUAUCAAUUUAUGUAACUAAUCAAACGUAUGAUAGAUUAACGAAUACUUUAACAUCUUUUAUUAACGUUCCACAAGGCCAAACGGGAAUCAUAUUGAGUUUCCUAAAUACAACAGGUCCUGGUUUACAAGAUAUGCUUUUAUUACAAUCAAAUUAUACUGUGAAAUCAAAAAUAAAUUUAACAGAUUUAAUGUUAAUACAUUUAUCACGUUUCAAUUUAAUUCGUUUCAUGGCAUGGACUGAUACAAAUAAUAAUCCUGAAAGGCAUUGGAAUGAAACAACAGCAUUAUCUUGGCCACAAUAUACUCCACCUAAACGUAAUCCUUGGCAAACAAUUCCAUUCAUAGUAAAUCAAUUUAAUAAAUCGAUCGAUAUAUGGAUUAAUAUUCCAUUCAAUGCUUCGGAUGAUUAUAUUCUCAAUCUUGCACAAUUAAUGUUCAAUGAAUUGAAUAAUAAAACUAUAGUUUAUGUUGAAUAUUCAAAUGAAUUGUGGAAUAGAGGAUUUUCUCAAGCUGCAGAUAAUGUUUAUGCUGCAAAUGAUUCUGUUCAUAAUCAUGGUGAUCCAUUACAUUUAAAUUAUGAUAAUGUCAAAGAUGUACAUACAUGGGCAUUUCGGCGAACAGCAUAUCAAAUUAAACGAAUAUCAGAUUUAUUUAAAAACAUAUUUGGUUAUGAAAACGUCGGUUUAUGGAAACGUGUUCGACCAAUUUUAGCUGGUCAAACUGAUAAACCACAUGUUAUUAUGACUGGUUUAGAUUAUUUAAAUGCUCAAUAUGGUUCACCAUCAAUAUUUCUCCAUGGUAUUGCUGUAGCUCCUUAUAUGACAUUGGGAAAGUAUCGAACUUGGUCAAAUUUAACAACUGAUCAAGUACUUGAUAUAUUCAAUUCAAGUAUGCAACGAUUUUUACCCGAACAAGGUUGGAGUCAACAAGCACCUCUUGGUGUUCAUGGAAUUUAUGCUGCUUGGUAUCAUUUAGCUGUAUAUGCGUAUGAAGGAGGAACUGAUACAUCUUCUGGAUGUCAGGAUUGUUCAUUCGAAGCGAAAAUAAACGCUACUCGACAUCCACGAAUGAUUGAUAUAUGUAAAGCAUAUUUAAAUGGUUGGUAUCGAUUUGGAUUUGAAAUAUUUAAUUGGUAUGUAGCUGGUGCAGGUAAUAUUGAAUUGUCGGGAACGUGGAAUUUACUUGAAGAUAUGAGACAAGAAACCUUAAUUGAUACAACAAAUAUGUUCAAUUCAACAUCGCCUGUUGCUCAAUUACCACGACCAGCACCAAAACUAAAUGCAAUUGAUCAAAUUCGGCACAGUUCGGUUGAAAUAAAUUUUGGAAUGCCUGUUCCAUCAAUGAAUUUUAAUGCAACAAAUUUUAUGAAUCAUCAAGUUCCAUAUCCUGAUCCUGAUUUAAGAAAUUUAAAGCGCAAUGCAACAUUUUAUUAUCCUUUGCGAAUUCAUCAACCAUUACUACGUUUGAAUUUAACUGUUUAUGUUGCAGGGAAUUCAGGAAUAUUGGAAGCUUCGAUUAAUAAUCAACAAUUUAUUCAAAUUCAAACACCGAAAACAGUUAAUACAACUGUAUUUCAAGCAACACCUCUUAUACAAUUCAAUUUCAAUCAAACAAGUGUACCAUCACUUGCAGUACUUCGUCUAAAAAUUAUCGAGAAUGGUUAUUCAAUUCGCAGUUUUGAUAUUUUUUGA
Molecule: messenger RNA, 1923 nt
Organism: Adineta ricciae
Lineage: Eukaryota; Metazoa; Rotifera; Eurotatoria; Adinetida; Adinetidae
Source: the annotation of a GenBank genome assembly